AUGUCUGCCCUUCACAGUAAAGACCUCGUAGAGAAGGAUGACGAUCGGUUGGAACGAAUGAGAGAAAGCCAAAGGAAGCUUCGUAGUCAGAGAAAGCAGGAGCUAGAAGUGGUCAGAAACGAAAAUCUGGAACUCAUGAGAAAGAUUGAGGAACUUUCAGCCAAGAAUGAACUAUUGAAGAAAGACUUCAUGUUUGCCCUUUCAGCAUUUGAUGAUGAAAUGACCAGUAAGCAGUUGACCAAAUUGGUUACAGAAGGAGAUAUCACCCCCAGCACAUUGGAAUCGAUCUCUCUUGAGGAAUUUGUCACUUUUAAUGGAUAUGAAAGUUAUGAUCAUUUAUAUAUCAAAGGUAAAUUCGUUCUAGAAGCUAUUAGUGAACGGAACUUGAUGUGUAUGAAUAAGAUCCUUGAAAAUUAUCAGACUUUCGCCAUCAAAGAUACCCCUUUGCGGUACGUUAAAUAUUAUGGGUUGGAGUUAGUGUCAUUUCAUCUCGAUAGUAUGAAGUUAUUAUCGAAAGGAAGGAUCCCCGAGAAAUGGUUGGAGAAGGACAAAUUGUUACCCAAGGGUGCUAUGGGGGUGGAAGAGAUUAUCCAAUAUUUGAUCAAACAUUGUGAUAAUCCCAUAAUGAACAUGGAGAUAGUGGUAGCAUUUAUAUCAAGGUUCUCUUUUGGUACGCUCCAUGGAAUAGCGAUAUUCCAGUUUGAUUUAGCAAGGGCUUUGAAGUAUGGGUUAACAAAUAAUUUCGAUGAAGCUUAUUUGAUGGGGACAGUAGACGAGACAAUGUGUGUGGCCGAUAGGAAUCAGGAUUUGUUCGCGGGAUUGAUGAAUAGAUAA
Yamadazyma jaroonii is the source of this 834-nucleotide messenger RNA. The record is from the annotation of a GenBank genome assembly. Lineage: Eukaryota; Fungi; Ascomycota; Pichiomycetes; Serinales; Debaryomycetaceae.